CUGUUAUUGUUUUUCAUGGUUUCGCGAGACCCAAAAUGGAGGAGAUGGCUGCUGCUAUUGCCAGCGUCCUGCUCAGCCACUCCCGAGUCCUUGAUAAAAGCGUUCACUCUAAAAUGUCCGCUCAUUUUCUCCAUUUGUGGCGUCCGUUUUUUUUACGCUGCUAAGCUAAGGUAGUUUAGCGUAAAACGCACCAAAGCGAGAGAAUAUUGUUGAAGGAUUCAAACUUAUAUUCUUUUGAUUGUAUUGGAAUUUGUUAAAGGCUUCACGUGGAAAGUAGCUGUGUGUAAAUGAACCGUCGAGGAGCUGCAGGAUGAGACGCUGUGCUCGUCAUGACUCUGAGGUCCACGCUCGUUCUAAAUCCUGGAUUCAAGACGAGCGCUGACUCAACCGUCUUCGGCAACUCGUUCGUCGGGGUCGCCACCGUGAGUCCCGUGCGCAUCAAAAGGGAGUUCGGCGACUUCUCCAUCGAUGUGCAAGACGUGCAACGGGGAGAGAUCCCAAGAAACAGAUCCAAGAACUUAGAUCCGAAUUACAUGACAAGCAAAGCUGCCACACCUGCAGAAAUAAUUCAAGGUGACAAACCUGUGGGGGUAUUGUCCCCUGUCAUACCAAUGGGGGGUGAGGGAACCCCAGUGAAAGGUAAACCCCUCACUGUUGACAGCAUGGAUAACCCUCAGAUGGCUGUGAACAACAACCCAAAGGACGCUGGUGCUGAUGAUGGCGGGAAGGUGAUUGGCCCUGCAAUGCUUGGCACCGCUUCCAUUGAACUCUCCUCGGAGGGCAAAUGGAGGAACAUCAGGAAAACCCCUGCCAGUCCACACACACAAGCGAACUGCCUUCGCCAGAUCCUCCUCCUUCAACUGGACCUCAUAGAACAACAGCAACAACAGCUGCAAUCAAAGGAUAAGGAGAUCGAUGAACUAAAGGCAGAUAAGGAGACGCUUCUUGCACGCAUUGAGCGAAUGGAACGCCGUCUCCAGCUCACAAGGAAGGAUGUUCCACGUGACAAGCGCCUAUUUCAGCCUUUGGAACCAUGGACCCCCGACAAAGAGGACAUCUGGGAUCUGGACAUUGAGGAAAGUCCACAGCCAAACUCAGCCACACCCCUUUUAAUCAGCCGGGGUGGAAAGGGUCAAAAAAGGAAGUCUUGCUUUGGAGAUGCAAAAAAUCAGAAGUCUCGGGGGAAAAGUGCAAAACUUAGCCCCCAGAAAUCUGAAAAAGAAUCUGGCUCUCCCAACCAAAGAGAGUUGCGCAGUAAAGAAACUCCAGAGAAGGCUGUCCCAGUGAGGUCAGAGGCAGAAAAGGACAGUUUGCUCCCAUGCAAAGAGGAGCCUGAGAUGAGCUGCCAGAUCGAAGAUCUGCCCUACAUGUCAACCACAGAGAUGUAUCUUUGUUGUUGGAACCAACCUCCUGUAUCUCCUUUGCAUGAGACUUCCCCCAAAAAGGAGGAAGAGGUGGCCAGUGAGUGGACUCCUCAUGUAGUACAUGAUAUGCUGAUUGUUUGUUGUUUUUCUGUUUGCCUGCCAGUUCCCUCUUGGAGGGAAAACCAUAUUGAACCUUUAGCUGAGGACCCUGCUUUGGACCCCCCUGAGCCGCUGGACGACGGCGCAUUUUUGAAACGCCACGCAAAGCUGGAGUUGGACGAGAAGAGAAGGAAAAGGUGGGACAUUCAGCGCAUCAGAGAGCAGCGCAUGUUCCAGCGCUUGCAGCAACGAAUGAACAGGAAAAAAAAUGUCCAGGAGAUGGAGCCUGACUUGUCGUCCUUUUAUCCCGACACAGAAGACGUUGAAAGCAUAAUGAUCACUCCCUUUUUGCCUGUGGUUGCAUUUGGUCGUCCUUUGCCUAAACUCGCACAAGAGAAUUUUGAGCUGCCUUGGCUGGACGAUCGAAGCCGAUGCCGCAUUGAGGUUCCCAAAAAACACACGCCUCACCGGACCUGCCGAAAGUGAAGCCAGCCCCGGAUUAACAGCAAAAAGUUCCAACCCUACAUUAGAAAAUUCUACCUUUUGUCUCAUCUGGGGAAGAGUGGGGCGUGUCACGAGUGUAACACCGGCGUUCUUCAGCCUGUGGGAAUCUGGUCUUACCACCUGACCGCCUUCAGACUAUUAGGACAUAAUGGAAAAAUGUGUGAUGCUGCCAGGUCACUGUUCCCAUGCUGGCAGUUGUUGUUCUGGUAGUUGUGCGCGUGUUCCGCAACAUGUUCGAGAUGUUCAAGCUGUGCCAUGACCGAUUGAUUUUUAUCACUCAAAGGUGGAGCUUUUGCCCAUUUUGAUGCAUAAUUUACUGGCAGAAUGCACAGAGAAGUGUGAAUUCGGACUGUGUAUCAUAAGCAAUACAGAGUCGUCUUAUGCUUUGAUUCUCCCUGCUAUGUUAAAUUCCAACUAGAACUCGUUUCUUAUGGCCUUUACUGUUCACUUGCAAAUAAAAAAUAUAUUUUCUUUCAAUGUUAAUUGUAACAUUCUAAGAUUUCAACCAGUAUGAUUACAUGAUUACACAAAACCCAUUUUAGUGUAAUGCAACACUUGAAAUAUUUUAUUUUGUUAGAAAAUUAGUCAGGGUUAAAAACAAAGAUCUGUCCCCCUUUUUUAUUUUCUAUUUUUGUGCAACUUGCAUGUACUCUAUAUGAUUGUUGCAAAAAGUGAAGCUGAUCGCAUGGCCUCUCAUUAGACUUGACAAUAAGCUCCAUUAAUUGGGCUUCAAACCCUACUAAUCUAUAUCUUUAAAGCAUGAUUUUUGCUGCCAGAACUGCAGCUCCAACAGUCUGCUCAUCGAUGUUUUUAAUCCUAACAUGCUAACAUUCACUAAAUAUUUGGCUGUAUUUGUUGGUCCCUUUCAUUGGCUGAUGUUCAAAGGAGACUUUCUAGACGAUUAAUAAGCUGUGUAGCUGUAGUCUUAGCAAUGUUCACCGUACGCUCCUUCAGCGCUGCCGGUUCCAGUCCAGCAGAGACCGAUGUCUGCUGGAGUUUGUGGCCGCGUUUGCUCAGCCUGUCCUGCAUAUGAUGCAAUGGCUUUCUGCAGCUUUAGGCCUCGAACGGCCGGGCAUUUGUUGAGGUUAAGUUUGGAAAUACAAAGUGAUUUUUUUUUCUUCUCUGUACAUAGCUUUCAGAAACAAAUGUACAUAAAACAUGGCUGUUAUUUUUUUAUUAUUUAAUGUUGAAAGUGUUGAGUACAUUUACAAUGGUUCUAUGAUUGUAUGUUGAAAAAUGGACAGUUUUGAAACAUAAAUUCUUUUGGAAUAAAAUAAAUACGUCUAUUGAAUGUAA
Molecule: messenger RNA, 3263 nt
Organism: Oryzias melastigma (Indian medaka)
Lineage: Eukaryota; Metazoa; Chordata; Actinopteri; Beloniformes; Adrianichthyidae
Gene: msl1b
Product: MSL complex subunit 1b
Exons: 9
Coding region: 330-1949 (539 amino acids)
Cellular component (GO): MSL complex
Source: RefSeq, a predicted model, not a curated record